GCUGAUCCACCGGAAUACCGAUUGUUGUCAAAAAUAUUUUGUCCAGUAUCAAGUCAUUUUGCUUCCAAAGAAUAUGGGAAAAGUUAAAUUAAAGACAAAAAAGCAGGGUCCCAAGAAACCUUUAACCCGCAAAGAACAACGUAAGCAAAAGGUUUUGGACAAAAAGAACAACAAACGGAUUUAUCAUGCCAGCAAAUCGAAUGGAGCAGAGCGCGUGGCCGCUGCUGCAGCAGAAGCAGCGGCGGCGGCAACUGUGCGUAAACAGAAACAAGGCAAACGUAAACGUAAGCCCAAGGGAAAUCCAUUAGAUCUUAAAUGGGAAGAGCUAAUCAAAAGUAAAUUGGGUAGCGAUGAUGAGGAUGAGUCUAUUGCAUCGGACUUUAGUGAUGCCGAAGUGGAUGCUCUAAUCCAGCCCAGUCAAAAGGUUGAGACCUUUGAGCCUCUGGGCAAAGUUCCUACUCAAAGAAAGCAAAAACAUGCUGGCAUUCAGCGUGUGGACGAGGCUGCCCAGCGUCGCAAGGAAUUACGCCAGCAAAAGGAAUUGGAGGGCAAAUCCCGUAAGCAAAGAAUAAAACAACUUAAACUGGAAAACGAAGAGGAGGAUCGUGAGAUAGCCAAGCUGGAGAAAAAACUAAAAUUGAACAAGACCAAGGAUAAGGGACGUUUGGUUAAAAAAAUGUUCAGUGAUGGAUUGGAUUACCUCUUAGAUUUCGUCAUGGAUGAUGAAGAGGAGAAACAGAAGUGGGAGCAGAAGCAGGAGCGAAAGAAACAAUUAAAAGAACAACAGGAGAAAGAAGAAGCCGGCAUGUGGAGCGAUGAUGAUGAUGAAAUGGACGACGAUAUGCAGCAAAGUGAUGAUGAAGAGGAAGAUGACAUGGUUGCCGAUGAGAGUGAAGAUGAAGAGGACCUAAAUGACAGUGACGAAGCCGACGAGGAGGAAGAGAAGGAGGAGGACGACGAAGACGAUGGCGAUGAGGAACCCACUCCCAAAUUCAAGGAGGACAUCUAUGGACGUCGUCGUGACGCAGAGGGCAACGUAGUACCAGAUAAUGCGGAGCAAGAGGGCCAAAAGUACAUACCACCACACCAACGCCGCGCCGCCCUUUUGGAUUCAGGAAGUGCCAAACAAUCGGAGCAAUUGGAACGCCUCCAAAAGCAAUGCAAGGGUCAACUCAAUCGUCUCUCGGAAGCGAAUCUUCAUAAGAUAGCCACCAGCAUUGAGGCAUUAUAUAUGAAAAACUCCCGUUACAAUAUGAAUGAGACGCUGACAAAGUUGCUCCAAGAGUCUUUAAUCGGUUAUACGCGCUCCAAUGAGCGAAUGGUUCAAGAGCACAUGGUCCUCUUGGCGUAUCUGCAUGCCCAAAUCGGCAGUGAGAUUGGAGCACAUUUUUUACAGAUUUUCGUUGAAUUAUUUGAUCAGUAUAUAAAAGAUAUAUCCAUCAUGGAGGUGGAGGAUAAGAGACUCAACAAUCUUGUCCUUAUUCUAUGCUACAUGUACAUCUUUAAGAUCUAUGAGCUAAGUUUGUUAAUGGAACUGAUUGGGCUUCUGGCCAAGAGUCUAUGUGAGAAAUCUGUUGAAUGUUUGCUACUGAUUUUCCAGUCAAUUGGUUUUCGUCUACGCAAAGAUGAUCCGGUUGCCUUCAAAACAAUGAUGCAGGGAGUGCAAAGUCAAAUAGCUGACGCUCCACUCGAACUAAAGGAUAAUCCACGUUUACGUUUCAUGGUUGACAUCCUAAAUGCCGUCAAGAAUAACAAUAUGAGCAAAUUGCCACAAUAUGAUCCACAAUUGGCGGAAAACUUGCGCAAACGACUGAAGGCGAUGCUAAAGAAUGAUCAUUAUGUGACCACAUUGAAUAUAAAACUCGAGGAUCUACUAAAGGCCGACAAAGUUGGCAAAUGGUGGAUAAUUGGCUCAGCCUGGACAAACGAUCUAAAUGGUGCUUCCAGUCAAGAUCACAACGAGAAAAGGGAUAAGAAGGAGGAGAAAUCCAAUUCCGGUUUCACCGAACAAUUACUGGAUCUGGCCAAACGUCAGCAAAUGAAUACCGCCGAGCGUAGACAAAUCUUUUGCCUUAUCAUGAGCGCUGCUGAUUAUGUGGAUGCCUUCGAGAAGAUACUCCAUUUGUCUCUAAAGGAUCAACGUUCCGUUGCCUAUGUGAUAUUACAUUGUGCCCUUAAUGAGCGUCGGCCGAAUCCAUAUUAUGCUCAUUUGGCAUUGAAAUUCUGUCAAUAUAAUCGCAAACAUCAAUUGGCCUUUCAGUUUGCCUCAUGGGAUCGCAUCAAUGAUAUCGAAUCCUUGACCAAAAAUCAAAUACGUAAUCUGGCUAGCUUCUUGCAGCAUUUAAUUCUCAACAGUGGCCUGCAAUUGUCCGUACUGAAAGUGGUUGACUUUAUGCAAUUGGAUAAACUGAGUUUCUAUUUCAUGCGAGAGAUAAUGGUCAAGUUGCUGCUGGUGGUGGAGGAGCGUGAACUCUAUCAGGCCUUCGAGCGUGUGGCCAAGAACACGAAAUUGCAACAGUUCAAACAAAGUCUCCGUCUCUUUAUGCAACAUUUUCUACUCGGCCAAACGGAGGAGCAAUUGGCCAAAUUGAAACUGAAGGAGGGACAGCAAGAAUUACUGCAACGUCGCAUUGAGUACCUGGACAAACUAUUGGCCUAUGUCGAUUUGUAAAUAGAAACAAAUAAAAUCAAGAACUUAAAUGUUAA
This is a messenger RNA of Drosophila willistoni, 2706 nucleotides long. Its product is annotated as nucleolar MIF4G domain-containing protein 1 homolog. The coding region runs from base 74 to 2671 and encodes 865 amino acids. Gene Ontology annotation, molecular function: protein binding; RNA binding. Lineage: Eukaryota; Metazoa; Arthropoda; Insecta; Diptera; Drosophilidae. The record is from RefSeq and is a predicted model, not a curated record. Gene Ontology annotation, biological process: ribosomal small subunit biogenesis. The transcript has 2 exons. Gene Ontology annotation, cellular component: nucleolus.